UUGCCUCUCUCUUUCCUCUUCUGUGUCCAACUGCUCUUCUUCUCGCACAUUCUUCCCGACCUGAGCAGACGAGAGGGCGUGGGGGUGGGGAUGGGGGGCUCGGCGGCGUCUGUCCCCAGUCCCCACGUCCGGUGAGGCGCGCCAUCCCCGUCCGGUGAGCUCGCGCCGCAGUGGGCGGCUUCUGUCCCCGCGUCCGAUGAGGGGCGUUGUCCCCGUCCGGUGAGGUCACGCGGCGGUGGGUUAGGUGGCUUCUGUCCCCGACUCCCCGUCCGGUGAGGGUGAGGUCCUGUCGCUCAUCUUCCUCUAAUCACGGCCGCUCCUCGCGCGUAGCACACGUCUCUGUCCGGCUGUCCCGCGGCGCGGGGUCGGCGUCGUCACGACCGGCCAGCCGCGCUCCACCUCCACGGCCACGACGCGGACGAGCUAAGGAGUUUUGGGAGAGUCCGAGAGGAGAGGUCAGGCGAUUUCGGCAGCGGCGAACUCGUCGGAGGCCAAGGCGGCAGCUCCGCGUGGUGAGUUUGCUCGGCCUCGUUGAAUCCAUACGGAGCGCUUACUCACGAGGCUGAUUUUUUGCUCGUUUCAUCACCGGUGUGUGGUGAGCCGCAUCUAUUUGGGAGCGGAUUUGGUUCAGCUUGGGCUGGUCUGGUGAGCAAGUACUAGAACAAGAGUUUGUUCACUGUUGCGGUUCAGCUGCGAGGGGGCAGAGGAAUUCGUAUAGGUAUUCCUCUCAUUUUUGUGAAAUUUCAAGAACCAAUUACAUCUGCUCUUAGGACAGAUAAAAAGGUCAAAUGCUUGUUUAUGUGAGGUCAACUUGUCGCAAGGUUUUGGGCCCCUGAAUUUUUCUUAUCAUCUGCUGUACUUGCGCCCUGUCAUUUGAACCUUCUCCUUGCUAAAAUCCUGAACAGAAUCACGAGACAUGUUCCGGACCCCUUUUUGUGCUAUGUGACUGUCUGUUGUUGUCGUGUUUUUCAUAUUUUUUAAGCUGCGAGCUGCUAUGCACUUUCAUGUUUUAAGCUGUUUUGGUGUCUGAGUUGGGCAUAACAAAAUUUGACUGUUUUGGCGUUCAAAAGCAGGCGCCUGUUCCGAGGGAACAAAACAGGCGACUGAUUUUACACAACAAAACAGGCGACUGAAAACAUCUACAGAAACAGGCGACUACUUUUUGUAACAAAACAGGCGAUUACCCAAUAGAUAGACCCAUAAAACAUUGGCUAAGCCAAAUAUAGAUAGACCCAUAAAACAUUGGCUAAGCCAAAUAUUUGGACACCAUCCAAACAAACACCAAAUCUUGGUCAAUGAAAAAGAAAUUGGGUUGGUAUUUCCGUCUCGUUGUUAAUUGCAGCUGCUCGAUCCAGUCCCCCAUCUUUCCACAAAGAUUCUCCCUGCUCCCCGAUUCCACUCCACCAGCGCCGGCUGCUGCUUCAGUCCCAAUCCCAAUGCCGAGCUCGACCCGCGGCGCACGACGACCGAUGGCUGCUUCCGUCUCGGAGCUGGCCGUGCUGGCGUUCCACAUCGCCGACGGCUGCGCCCGGAUCCUGGUCCCGAUGCUCUGCUUCCUGGGCGGGCCAGCUUCUUCCCCGCGCAGCCCCGCCCUCGAGAAGGCCGCCGUGGCCCUCCUCCUCGUCCUCCCGAUGGCCUUCAUCGCCGGCGUCUUCCUGGCGCACUUCGCCGGCAUCAUCCUCGCCUACCUCCACCUGGCCGUCGUCCCGGCGCCGGCGGCCGCGUCCUCCGUGGAUCCGGUGGAGGCGCGGUUCGGCGUCCUGCUCUUCGCGCUCGUCUCCGCGUGGCUUCUCCUCAUCUCCGCCCCGUUCGCCGCCUUCUCCUUCCUUCCUCAGCUCCGGUAGCCGGUAAGCGAAGGAUUGGGCCAGGGGGCUCAGCCGGGAUUAGGAACUCUGGCUCAAUCCCCAUUCGCCCCAAACCGAGAGAGAGACGGGGAACGAAAGGUAUACCGUAGCACUAUAUAUAUGAGUGAAAAAUAAUCUGUAGAUGUGCCAAUAAUAGUACUCUGGGGAUGGAUGUUUCCGCAAAAGCGGAGGAAUCCCGAUCUAGUGUUCUGGGCCAUGGAUGAUGGCCGGCGGCGCAGCUGAGACAAGCAAAGAGUUCGUGAGGGCUUCUGCAAGUGUCAAGAUCGAGGUGUUGUACUCAUGUGCUCUGUCUCUGUCUCUAGCAACCAGUAGAUUCAGACAACAGUUAUGCUCCGGCGAGGGACCGAAGGACCACGGACAUGUGGACCACUCCUCCACGCCGACGAGUUUCCCCGACAAGCCCAUUUUCCAACUCGGCUUGUUGUAAGUGACGAAGCAAUCAGGUAGACCUGCUGAAGUACUGUUAGCCCAAGUUUAUUCCAGUGUAAAUUUCUCUCGCUCAAGCAUGGCCAUAAGGCAAAAAGGUGACCUUAUGGUCUACCUUAUACAUCGUGACAGUUGGCCGUAAGCCAAAAAACUUAUGAGUUGGCCAUAAGCAAGCUUGUGGCUAGUCAUAAGGAAUAAAGUAUAGUAUUUCUAUUCUUUUGUCUUUCUUGUUUCUAUGAGUGACAUGUAGAUCCAUGUAGGACCCACUUUAUGGAUUAUGUGACCACAUACAUUGUGCACAUUGCCAUAAGCUUUUGCUUUAAUUUGUGGGUCCUAACUUAUGGUCAAAUUGUCCACAAACACUGGUGACUAAUCUGGGACAUCGAGUUUUCUGCAAUUUUUUUAACGAUAAACAGUUGUGCUUCUGGCACGAACAGACUUGAUCCAAACACGCUGGGCCAGGAAUUAAUCCCAAUCCGAAUGACGGGGUUUGUGAAGUUGUACGGAGUACUAAAAACCCUGCAUAGUAUAACGACAAACCUAGCAUUUUUUAUGCUGAAAAGGGAACUGUGGAAGCACCUGGUUUAGGAAAUUAAAUUCGCCUCCGAGAAGCAGAGUACUACCACUGGUCCCGCUGACGCCCACUGUGAUCAGCGCCACUGUGAUGGUCAAACUAAGAGUACUGCAUCUAAUUAGGUUUGUAUUAAACGAUAAAGACAGCGCUAGAACUCGCCAGCGUUUUUAAUACUGUAGUUGUGUAUGCUUUUACAAGAUAUAUGUGCAAUGCACUGUAAUUUCCCCGUUUGAAAUGGAUGCAUAGUUUUUAUCA
Molecule: messenger RNA, 3120 nt
Organism: Brachypodium distachyon (stiff brome)
Lineage: Eukaryota; Viridiplantae; Streptophyta; Magnoliopsida; Poales; Poaceae
Exons: 4
Coding region: 1296-1844 (182 amino acids)
Source: RefSeq, a predicted model, not a curated record